Messenger RNA from Cyprinodon tularosa, 847 nucleotides. RefSeq names its product RING finger protein 212B-like. Gene Ontology annotation, biological process: reciprocal meiotic recombination; protein sumoylation; homologous chromosome pairing at meiosis. Gene Ontology annotation, molecular function: SUMO transferase activity. Lineage: Eukaryota; Metazoa; Chordata; Actinopteri; Cyprinodontiformes; Cyprinodontidae. The record is from RefSeq and is a predicted model, not a curated record. Bases 27 to 767 code for a protein of 246 amino acids. Gene Ontology annotation, cellular component: synaptonemal complex. The transcript has 12 exons.
CCAACAGGAAACUGUAGAAAUCAAAGAUGGACUGGUUCCACUGCAACCAGUGCUUUAAGAAAAGCGGGUCGAAGUUUGCCGUCUCUAGCUGUGGCCACAUCUGCUGCGAAGGUUGCAUUAAAUCAAACCAGUGCUGCAUAUGCGGGGCAAGCUGCAGUUACCUGCCCAUCACGGAUGGGAUGAAGACACCGGAAAAAGUUUUUUUCAUGGACCCUGUGAAACUCCUUCAGUCGACCAUAGCAAAAAUAUCCCAGGUUGCUGUUUUCCAGCAGAAGCAGAUGGAGAGAGUCAUAUAUCACUUUAAAAACAAAUCCUCUGAGCUGGAGAGGCGUCUGCGGGAAGUUUCCGAUCAGGGUCAUAGGCAACUUUCAGAGGUGAAAAAAGAAAAUGCAGAGUUGAAGAAGCAGCUGUUGGAGCUGAGGAGAGAAACUGCCGACCUGAGAAAGCCACUCUCUCAAAGGAGGAUUUCUCCUGGACAGUUUCAAUCUAACGGAGCUCAGAGGGUUUCUCUGCCUGUUGCUGUCACCUCUCCAGUUACCCCUCGAUCAAGAACAACCAGCCUUGUAGGGUCGGCAGAGUCUCAGCGGUGGAACAGAGAUAGAGGGAUCUCUCUCACUACUCCUGGAUCCAUUGCCUCCUUGUCCAGCCACAGCCCGCUUCAUGAAUACAGGACACCGCGAUCUUUGGGCACUCCUACGAGAACCCAGACCCCUGUUUUCCAGUUCCCAUUUGCAUCUGGACUCACACUCCCAUCCCCCAGGCAGUGAUUAAUGGGAGCAUCUUUGAAGAGCAUCGACCAUUAGUUGGGGAUUUAUUCAUCUAAGCAACAAUAUAAGUUAAGCACAAA